Lepisosteus oculatus (spotted gar) is the source of this 1036-nucleotide messenger RNA. It is a transcript of the gene pierce1, whose product is annotated as piercer of microtubule wall 1. Gene Ontology annotation, biological process: axoneme assembly. The record is from RefSeq and is a predicted model, not a curated record. Lineage: Eukaryota; Metazoa; Chordata; Actinopteri; Semionotiformes; Lepisosteidae. Gene Ontology annotation, cellular component: axonemal microtubule.
GCACUAUGCUACCUUGCUAAGGAAAUGAAUGAAUCCUGCUUUGCAAUUAACAUGGUAUUGACGACUCCUCUAUCAAGUUUUAUCUCUCGGGUUCAAACAGUGUGGACAAUCUUGUGGCGAUCCAUUGAAUGUAUCACUUACCAAUUAUCCUACGUUACCAGGUUACUGUGUCUUAGCAACCGAUUGUUUGUCAAGGAGAACUUGAACUGCAUAUUUCCUGGUGGACGAAGGCUCCCACAACUUUCCAUCGUUUGUUAUCACUGAGCAAAACAUGGAAAAUGCAACACACACAGUGGAAGAAGCUAACAGAGUCUCCAUCAAAACGAGCGAUGUGUACAAAGUGCAAAAAAAUCUGCCGAAAAGAUUUGAUAACCCCGACUGGUUCCAAGGGUACAGAGAGAAGCCACGUAACCCGCUAUACAGGACAACGAAUCAAAUUUACGGGGGCAAGAGACCCACUGUACAUGAAAUGCCAACCACUUUUAAUGGGAGUACUCGGCAGUUUACAGAAUACCUAAGUAAAUGUGGAAUGUACAAAGACAAUGGCUUCAACACAUCAACUGAGAAAAGUUAUGUGACUGGACCUAACAACCUCAUUACAUUUCAUGACAGACUGAAUUUUCAAACUUCCUAUAAUAUGAAUGGACCUUCUCACACUGGGUAAUUCAUUCAAAACUGCUAGUAACACAAUUAAACAUUUAUUCAGUGAUAUUACUGACCUUCUCAGAUUUCAGUCAUAUAAUGGGUAUUCAAUGCAAUGUUUUAAAAUAAUUUUUGUUUCCCUUUUAAUUUAGUUCCAAUGGAAAUGUCAUGUGCUAAUAAAAAGUCUCACAUGCUGAAAUAAAAUAUCCUUUAUUUUAUAUUACAUAAAAUUGAUGGUAAACAUUGGAACAGUUCUGUAAAAACACUUGGAAGGCAAUUACUGUGAAUUGUAGAUCUAAGAAACAACAUCUGUAUCUGUUUACAGAGACAUCACAACAUUCUACAAAUAAGUUCCUCUAAACUUAUUUUUGUUAAUAGCAAGUUAGAACAGAUG